AUGGGCAUGAAUCGCAACCCUGACCCCAACACCAUCAUCGAAGGCGUGGACGAGGCCGGGAGGGGACCACUGGCAGGCCCCGUGGUUGCGGCAGCGUGCAUCAUCCCCCCAGACGUGACCAUCCCUGGGUUGGAUGACAGCAAAGUGAUGAGCGAGGAGGGGCGGGAGACGGCUUACGACCUCCUUACGCAACACCCAGCCGUCGAAUGGGCCGUGGCUGUGGUGCCAGUGGAGGUGAUUGACGGCAUCAACAUUCUGCAGGCCGCUCUGAAGGCCAUGGUCGAGGCUGUGGACGCCCUACCAACGGGGUACCCAGAUUACGUCCUGGUCGAUGGCAACCGAUUGCCCAAGGACAUGGACAGGGAAAGGAGCGCCGCCAUCAUCAAGGGUGACAGCAAGAGCAUUCCCAUCGCCGCAGCCUCCAUCCUCGCCAAGGUUUUCUGCUGGCUGUGGGGGCAUGGGUCGACAAACUGCGACACGCCUGAGUCACUGAUGGUGACGCGCGACAGGCUGAUGGUGAGCUUGCACCAGCAGCACCCCGAGUACGGUUUCGACCAGCACAAAGGGUAUGGCGUGCCGGCCCACAUCGCAGCCAUUCGGCAGCAUGGGCCAUGCCCCGCGCACAGGCGCACCUUUGCCCCCGUGAAGACCUGGUGGCCGGUGGCCAAGGGUGCAGAGGCGUCGAAAGCGUGA
Molecule: messenger RNA, 693 nt
Organism: Auxenochlorella protothecoides
Lineage: Eukaryota; Viridiplantae; Chlorophyta; Trebouxiophyceae; Chlorellales; Chlorellaceae
Product: Ribonuclease HII
Exons: 4
Coding region: 1-693 (230 amino acids)
Biological process (GO): DNA replication, removal of RNA primer; mismatch repair
Cellular component (GO): ribonuclease H2 complex
Molecular function (GO): RNA-DNA hybrid ribonuclease activity; RNA binding
Source: RefSeq, a predicted model, not a curated record